AUGCCGCCUGUGGAAGAGAAAGAGCCCGAGGUCGAACAAACCGCACGGAUCUUGGAGCAUUUUGUGGAUGUCAUUCCUCUCAACACCUCCGAUUCAGCAGCUGUGGCCCCUGAUAUCCUCAAUAGAUACUGGAUGACCUCGGAUCCACAGAGACGCGAUCAGCAUCUUGCCUUGGUCCGAGAUGUAGUUCACGCCCUGCCGGAAUGGGACAUUAUCGCGGUCCUCUAUGAGGUCUUUGUUACACGUUGCCAGGGCCCAUUGGGAAAUAUAGUACACACACCAACCUUCAUGAAGCAAGCUGAUCAAUUGCGCCACUGCUUGAGUAUGGCUUCAUCCGAUGAGGUCGUCGCGAAUACGAUAUCCAUGGACUCCCUUGCCGUUUUGCUUCUUGCGCUUGUGCUUGGACUUGCCUUUCAUCCAACUCCAUCCCUCUUAGGUGUCCAGCUCACACCGUUAACUUUCCGCGUAGAGCAACUGCGCGCUUCCGAUGAGCCUGCAGCGACAUGGCGGUCCCUCAGUGCCCGUUGUCUCCAAGGAGGCGUCUCACUCUUUUGUGGAUCCAUCUCCAGCUUACAGGCGGCCAUCAUGAUUCUACUGGAUGGCCAGGAAACCUCGUUAGAGCUCGAUACCGUCUUGGUCUCCGCCAUCUCGGGGGCGCGUAAACUUGGAUUGCAUCGCCUGGGAGAUGCCAUACUAGAUGCUUCUCCAUCAUUGGAUUACGUCUCCCCUGCGACCGCUAAACCACCUCAUAUUCGAACUGAAAUUUCCAUUCGCAUUUGGUGGGCUCUUGUUAUGAGAGAUUGGUCGCGAGGACAAGCUCUCGGAUACUAUACCAUCCGUCCUUCGCAAUUUAAUACUCGGAUGCCGUUGCACCUCAAUGAUGAGGAUCUGCAAAGGGCCCAUGGCAAUAUUUCUGAGCGCCCUCUGUCUGAGUUCACCAUGCUUUCCUAUACUGUACACGCAUUGAAGCUUGUCAUCAUGGUGCGGGAAUCAAUUGAUCUUCAAGAUUCCGCCGAAGAAGCGGCCCAGAGGCGCCAGCAUCUUAACCAAAAGUACGAAAAUUAUGUGACGAGUUUGCCGUCCUACUUUAGAUUGGGAAGCACCGUCGGACUCACAGCCAUGGGCCCCAUGGCUGCAAUACCAGUCCAGCGGUUCAUGUUACAUCAACAGCUGUGGAGUCUACUCCUCCGCCUGCAUCGCGCCACUCUCUCUUCUCCUAUGGGACGUGCAUCCUGUCAGCAACUGGCUCAUAAUAUCAUCAACACGCAGGCCCAGCUUCAAGCCCGCUGCACGGUUUGUUGCUCCUUAUCAACCAACGAUACGCAACUUUUCAACGCGACCGUUGUUCUCGUCUUGGGUCUACUGUUUGAUUCGCCAUCAAAUGAGGCUGAACGGUCCAGUGCCCAGCUCAGUCGAUUGAUGACAGGAGACCGCAUUCGAGAAGCCAUUGAAUUGUUGCGUACCAAAAUUCCACCGGAGGAAUAUCCCUCCGGGGACGCCAUGCCAAAAGACCAGCUACAAAGUUCGGUUUCGCGGAGUGUUGUGGCCCUUGAGGCACUAAUGAAGUUGGAACAGACUUCAGGCGACGGCGACAACCGCCAUGCAGGAAAUAAGACUGGACCAAGCCAGAAAAAUUCCCUCUACCGCCAGGUGAUAGAGAUUCUGAAAAGCUUGAGUGGUUCGGCCACUCCCACUGAUUCACUCUCGACUCCCGGGAACGCUUCUUUGAGUCUUUCUAUCCCUGUUGCUGACGGGUUCCCUGAGCUAGAUGUGAUGCCCAUCUUAUCCAAUGGUCUUAGCCCCAAUGUGUGGGACUUCUUAGACUUCCAGCUACCACCGGAUGACGCAGGCAAAGAUAAGUUUUUUGGAGACAUGUAUGGGGAUAUGCGUUUCACCCACGCACUGGACCUAAGCCAAAAUGGCAUCUCUGCAGCGCGCUUUGCCCACGAAUCAAUAUCAUCUCUGGGGAGUGAACCCAUGUUGGGCCCCGCCACGACCCCAUCAAGCGCUGACGCCUUUGCAGCUGCCAACUUCUACGAUGUUAUAGAGAAUGGAGGCACUCAUUCCUGGUGA
Messenger RNA from Penicillium taxi, 2073 nucleotides. Its product is annotated as putative C6 transcription factor. The coding region runs from base 1 to 2073 and encodes 690 amino acids. NCBI's taxonomy places the organism in Eukaryota, Fungi, Ascomycota, Eurotiomycetes, Eurotiales, Aspergillaceae. The record is from RefSeq and is a predicted model, not a curated record. The transcript is spliced from 3 exons.